Molecule: messenger RNA, 1161 nt
Organism: Hyaloscypha bicolor E
Lineage: Eukaryota; Fungi; Ascomycota; Leotiomycetes; Helotiales; Hyaloscyphaceae
Exons: 2
Coding region: 151-774 (207 amino acids)
Molecular function (GO): protein binding
Source: RefSeq, a predicted model, not a curated record
AAACAAAAUAUGUAGGAUAGCCUUGGGUUCUGACAACCUCUGAAGAAGCAUCUCAUCCAUCCGCAUGAAGAUUGUGAAAUAGACCGACCUGUACCUCUCUCCCCAUCCACAUCGCGAGAACGACUGAGCUGUCGCGAACGUAAAAUCAAUAUGCCGUGGUUGUUCGGAAGCAGCAAAAAACAUAAAUCCAAACCUAAGCGCUCGUCGCGAAGGAGCGCUAGACCAGUCGAAUAUGAGAACGAGCCGACAUACUCAUCCUAUCCCCCUCAGUACUCGACUGGGUAUCAUUCGUCGUAUCAAUAUGAACCAGCUCCUUCUAGCAGGCCGUAUCUCACUUCCUUGCCACCGGAGCUCAAAUACAACAUCAUGGAGAACCUUGAUCCAGUAUCGUCAGCUUGCCUUGGCCUGAGUAGCAAGACUUUGUAUCCGUACCAUCGCAAAUCUCACAGGAAAGUCGGUUUAUUCGAAUCCAGUCGUGAACAUCCAUUGCCACUCUGCUUUUCAAUGAGAGUCCCAUCGCACCUGGUGCUCGACUGGGAGUCGGAGAAGUUUGUGACGAGAGAGAGACUCGCUGAGCUUGAAUCGAAGCGGAGAAAAGAGUCUCGAGAUUAUUGGGAUGCGAAGAAGAGGACCUAUGAGGACUAUGAGGGAAGGCGAGGCCAUGAUCGAGGGCAUGGACGCCAUGAGCGCGGCCAUGAGCGCCAUCAUGAGCGCCAUCAUGAGCGAGCGUAUGAUCGCGAUUAUGACAGCAGAUCCUAUUCUAGGAGACGAUAGAGCACUUGCAUAGGGAGGGAGCAUUGACAUUGCGACGGAGUACGAGAAGGGGGUUCGAUAUAGAAAGGGAAUCAGGGAUUGUGCAUUGGGUUUUCAUUGGGCAUUGAUUGCCGAGCUUUCUUUCUGUAUACUUCAUAACUUUCCUCUCCACUGUUCAAUACUGUCGCACUUGGUUCUGGAAAUCAAAUUGCAGCAAGGGCGGCUUCUUCUUGUAAUGACCUUGCUCAAGGGAGUCAGUUUUCUUUUCAUGGGCGUUCAGACAAACGAUUGAGAGUGAUAUGAAAUAAUUCAUUAGUGAGGUUCGACCGACAGUUGGCAAAACGGGAGCUUUACACACUGCAAAAUGUCCGAGUCAAGAGGAAUAACAUCGGUUCUUACAUGCGCCGC